This is a messenger RNA of Mytilus trossulus (common blue mussel), 702 nucleotides long. RefSeq lists its product as uncharacterized. The transcript has a single exon. The record is from RefSeq and is a predicted model, not a curated record. Bases 1 to 702 code for a protein of 233 amino acids. NCBI's taxonomy places the organism in Eukaryota, Metazoa, Mollusca, Bivalvia, Mytilida, Mytilidae.
AUGAUUGGACUUAAGAUCAAUGCGAAAAAGACAAAGCUAAUGUUCCUCAAUACAGAGAAACAUCCUGCCAUAUUUGUAGAAGGGAAACAGCUUGAAACAGUAGAGUCAUUUAAUUACCUAGGCAGUUGUAUAACAACAGAAGGUGGUGCUGAGAGAGACAUAAAGAUCAGAAUAGGAAAAGCUAGAUCUGCAUUCAUUAGAUUAGGCAACAUCUGGAAAACAACAGCCUUUUCAAAGAAGACCAAGCUCAGACUAUAUAACAGCUGUGUACUCUCAGUACUCCUAUAUGGCUCAGAGUGCUGGAGAAUGACUGACAAAGACAUCAAUAGACUCUCCAGCUUCCAUAACACAUGUCUACGAAAGAUAAUGAAAAUAUUCUGGCCAGACAAAAUCUCCAACAAAGACCUUCAUGAGAUGACAAAUACCAAAGACAUGGAGACUUUGCUCAUACAAAAAAGAUGGAGGUGGCUUGGUCAUGUGAUACGCAAAUCAUCUGAUGACAUGACCAAGGUAGCCCUUAGAUGGACACCAGAGGGGAAGAGAAAGAGAGGCCGACCUAAAACAACAUGGAGACGCACUGUAGAAAAUGAGCUAAAGGAAAGAGGAUAUACCUGGGGUACAGUUAAAAGAACAGCAAACAACAGAGAAGAGUGGAGGAAACUUUUCCUUGCCCUAUGUGCCACUAGGCAUAGCAAGGACUAA